AUGGCGGCAUCAGCGUCACCGUCCGCAUCUUCGUAUCCCCUAAUGAGAGCGGCAACAGCAAAUGCCACAUUUCCCCAUGCCAGCGCAGGUGGGGGUAGUCUUGGCAGCGGCGACAGCAACAGCAGCCUUAGCUGCUGUGCCAGCAACAACAGCAGUAAACAAAAUCUAAACAACAGUUCAUUAACACUGCCAGCAUCGCCGGUGCCUUCGGCGGAUUAUAAUAACAGCACCAUUACGAACACCACCCCGUCAAUGGCAUGUUUUUCUCCAAAUUCAACAACAACAACAACAUCUUCAUCGUACAAUACAGCAAAUGCAAUGCCGGCAUUUAUGCCUUCGUGUUCCAAUCCAAACAAACAAUGUGUUUUUAAUUUAACCAAUUCACCACCCAUUACACCCGAACCGUAUCCCUAUCGUAAAUCGCUAUCGUUCUCCACACCGAUAUCAACGACUACAACUCGUCCAAAAAUAACUCGCAAUUCUAGCCGACAUAGCUUGGGAAAUUAUGCCGUAACACCAGCAUCAAUGACAGCAUCAAAUACUGGACAUCAUCAUCAUCCACGACGUAGUAGCCUCUGGCCUGAGGCAUUAAUGAUAAAUACUCGGAAUUUUGCAACAAAGGAUACUGAAAGGCGUACAUCGAAUUUGACG
Musca vetustissima is the source of this 651-nucleotide messenger RNA. RefSeq lists its product as uncharacterized. The record is from RefSeq and is a predicted model, not a curated record. The annotation marks the transcript as partial. Lineage: Eukaryota; Metazoa; Arthropoda; Insecta; Diptera; Muscidae. The transcript has 2 exons.